Momordica charantia (bitter melon) is the source of this 903-nucleotide messenger RNA. Its product is annotated as Ribosomal protein L35. NCBI's taxonomy places the organism in Eukaryota, Viridiplantae, Streptophyta, Magnoliopsida, Cucurbitales, Cucurbitaceae. Gene Ontology annotation, cellular component: ribosome. Gene Ontology annotation, biological process: translation. The record is from RefSeq and is a predicted model, not a curated record. Gene Ontology annotation, molecular function: structural constituent of ribosome.
UCCCCAACCUUCGCGAGCGUAGGUCUCUCUCUCUCUUUCAACCAUUUCCCACCGCCGUUGGAGUACGACGACGACGACGAUGCUCCGGUGGUGCGCGAAGCUCCGAUCUGCGGCGGCGAAACCAUCUCAACUCGUACAUUCCGUUUCCUCCACCCGCAGGAUCUUUCACUCUUCUCCAUCACUGUACCAGCCUCUCCAUUUCGCUCCGAAUAAUUUGAGUUCCAGGUCCAUUUUCAAUGCAUCUCUACAGACGCACUCUUCGCUCGCGGCUUACCAGUGUAUUCGGUCUUCACCCCUACCUCUCUCCGUUGUUCAAGUGCGGCAUGUUUCGUCAAGAGAGCGACGGAAGAGGAGAAAGCCGAUGACGCCAGUCACUUCCAAAUUGAAGAAAACUAAGAUGAAAUUUUACUCUUCUUACAAGUCUAGGUUCUGGAUGAUGAAGGAUGGGAGCAUUAAACGUCGAAAGGAGGGGAAAAGGCACAAUGCACAUUUGAAGUCCAAGAAAUCAAAACGUAGACUGAGACAACCUGCCACUGUCCCAUUAGCUUAUGCCAAGGUAAUGAAGAAGCUCAACUUUUGCGGAUAGAUUACUGGUAAUCCCUCUCUUGUGCUAGUAUCUGGAUUGGACGAACUCCCAAAUCACAUCAUUGGGUUAUUAGUCCUUGCUUCUCUUUUGGAUUUAUAAAUUCAGAGCCCUAGAACAAAGUAAGAUAGAGAACAACUAUUCGUUUUAUAUGCAGUUAAUGAUAGAAACGACUGUGAUUGAAAACCACGUGAUCUAUGAAUGGUCACGUUGUACCAAGAGUUAGUCCAACCGUGUCGAAUAAUAUUUAUCUGCCACAUGAGAUAUGACUGAGUUCAAUUGUUAAUGAAAAGUGAAACAUUUAGAGCGUACUGAUGGAA